AUGACAAUCGAUGGACAGGAGCCGUUAGUGACUGGAUUCCUCGGGAUGUCAAACGUACUGCAGGAAGAUCGCCAACCCGAUGGCCAGUGUUCUUCACAAAGAGCCUUGAAAAAAGAUACGAUGCUCGGUGGAUCUCUAGAGCGAGCAGAACCCACUGGGCAACUCUUAAACGCGACAGGGAAAAGCGGAGGACUUACUGGUGCGCGUUCGAGUCACUCGACGAUCAGUGGGACUACAGGUGAUACAGAUGAUAGAGGUGUUCUCUAUAGUGAAUCCGCAAAAGUCCGUUCUCUAAAAUUUUGGAACACUAUUGAUUGA
Molecule: messenger RNA, 318 nt
Organism: Angiostrongylus costaricensis
Lineage: Eukaryota; Metazoa; Nematoda; Chromadorea; Rhabditida; Metastrongylidae
Source: the annotation of a GenBank genome assembly